Armigeres subalbatus is the source of this 6366-nucleotide messenger RNA. RefSeq lists its product as uncharacterized. Lineage: Eukaryota; Metazoa; Arthropoda; Insecta; Diptera; Culicidae. The coding region runs from base 798 to 1562 and encodes 254 amino acids. The record is from RefSeq and is a predicted model, not a curated record. The transcript has 9 exons.
GAUUACACGGGAACCUCGCCCUAAGAUCUCUGUAUGCUACACAAAGGAUCAUAAAAUAAAUUUAAUGGAGCCUGCCUCUUUUUGCAAUUACCUCGUGUAGGAACUGCAAAUUUGUCCUUAAAUUUCGGGUGUUGUCCUUCUGGGAUCGGUGACUGUGAGUCGGCUCGAGUGCUUUCCGCUGGGCACGGACACAUUUUGGGUGCAGUGAAGUGAACGUGAAAAGUGGUGUUUUUACUUUUUGAGUUCUAUUCAGUUGUCCGGCAUUCUGCAGUCGCACGUUAGUGAAAAAACACCAGAAGAUUAGCACGAUGCUCGAAAGAAAUUGGGCAUGAGAUAUUCAACUGAACAUUUGGAAUUAUUCGACAGUGGUGUUCUAGAAAAAAGCUUUCCGCGAGUGUCAGUGUGUUUAUUUCCUUUCAGGUAAACAGAGUCUUGAGACGUAGAAAAAGAGGAUUUUACCAUACAGUACAUUUGUCAUAAUGAUCAGCAUUUGGUAUAACAACAAUGAUCUAAGCAGAGAUUGGAUCCGCAUUGCUGGACGAUAGUACCCGUUAUACCCUAGUAAAGGGUUUCGUCCAAAGAAAAGACAUCCAGCUGAACCAAGCAGUGCUCAAUUGAAUUCAUCACAACAGCAGCGUCGCCUCAGUCAACAGCUACAGCAGCAGCAGCAACCAUCGCAUUCGCUGCCACAACCCGUGCAGUCCACUUCCGCUCCAUCCUCAUCAUCGCAUUCCAACAACAGCAACAGCAACCCAUCGGCAGCAGCUCGCUUUUCCUCUGACGGCAGUACGAAGGUUAUGGGCAAAAACGAAAUGAAGCGCGGAAUAUCUCAGAGAUCGUCGGAUGCCGGAGAUUCCCCCAAGCAUUACGGUUCUGCCUCCUCCAACUUGGUUGGCAAAUUCACCCAGAGCGUUCGGCGGAUCGUGCAAGAUGUCAAGGAUGAAGGAUCGCCAAGUGGCAUGAGCCGCGAGGAGCUACUGGAGACCAACGAGCGAUUGCGGGCGGUGCGCUUACGUCUGGAAGAGUCAUACGAUACGGCGAAAAAGGCAUUAGUUACUCUAAUGAACAAGUAUGGUGAUUCUAAAAGCCAGCGGAACGUUUUUAAUCGGUACCCGAUGCUGAAGCUGAUGAUUAAGGACGUCAUUCGUUUAGAAACCCAGUACUGGACGCUAGUGGAAAUACCCAAACAGGAAAAGCUCGAAACAGUCCCUGCCUUUGUGCUGCGGGCGUGCAGUAUUAUGGAAAAGUCGCAAAAGUCAGGCGAAGGUGUCAAAACGUCCGCCAAGCUGGCUGAAGAAGCCGCGGAAAAACGGGAGCGGAUGGAGCGUCUGGAAAUGAUGACGACCGCACAGAUAGAGCAGGAGAACACCCAAAUGAUUAAUGACUUAUACCGCUUACUUAAAAAGUAUACCGGUCUGAGAAACCUCAUUCGGGAAUUAAAGGCUGAGUAUGGCAAUUCCAAAAUUUACCCAAUUUUCCCACGGUACACAAUGCUGAAGGACAUGAUCAAGGAUAUUAUGCAUGACCCAGACUAUAUGGAAGUUUGUCACGAGCGCACAUGAAGUCGAGAAAGUCAAAAAUGUCCAAACCGCACGCGAUGUUUGAUGAAGCGAUGGUACGCAGUAGGCUGUGAAAUACUACUACUACUUCAUUUAUCCCCAUUGCAAAACCAAAACAUUUUGUCUGCCGUAUUUCGUAUGGAACCCGUACAAGUUUAGAUCGAAGUAUAAUUAAGUUUACAAUAACUCAACAGAUCGAACUAAAGCACUACAAGCGAUCGGAAAAUCAAAGCUAUGCUCAUUUUAUGCAACAAUGCGAUGACUAAUCACAUUAUAUCCCACCCCAUUAAAUACUGUCUUUAUCUAUACACUGUAAAAUUAAACUAUGUAAUUAAACAGGAACGAUACAAAACUAAAUCAUCGCGAAGACAAAAUUCUGAAACAUCCCACCUUUCGAUGUGACGCAUAUAACAUAUAGUAAGGUAAUAUUUACACAUCAAACCGAAUCAAGAAAACACGCGUAUUACGUUCAUUCUAAAUCUAUCUAUUUUGUAUAUUUCAAACAAAAGGCGAAACAACACAAAUCAAGGAACGUUACCGACAAACACACAUAUUUCUGAAAAGACAAACUGUCAUUAUUUAUCUGCAUAGCACGGAAAAUGACCAAUAUUAGCUACGACUAGACAAGAAACCCAAAAAAAUGGAACAAACAAAUUCAAACCGUAUAAAUGUAGAUGAGUCGGAUGCAUAUAUUUGAAGAACGCUUUUCAUGUGACAGCAUAGGAAAUCGACUAGUGCGAGGAUCACGCCAUAAGGCCACUAUUGUAGAACUGCUGUUGUGGCGUUUUGCCAUCUCACCGGUUUUCAUCCAAAAGCGGAUAUACCAGAUCUGCAAACAGUUCAUCACAUAGAAUAUGUUUCAAUGCAAACACAGUAACAAUAUUCGAUUAUGUCCAACUACUUGAGACCUACAACAUUAGCAAUGCGGCUUUUUACUCAGUUAGAAUUCGCAUUAUCAAAAUUGUGUUCGCUGUAGCAACAACAUUAUGCUAUAUGCCUUUUUUAAAGCGUAAUGACGAUUAACCUGGAUUUCUUUUCCUUUGAAUAGCAAAUAUAUGUAAGAUGGAAAAUGAAACAACAAAGUAGUUAGUGAUACAUAAUCUAAUUAACAUUAGAUGCGACAAAUUUACACGAACAGUAAACGUAAGGAUCGAUUGUUCACUCAGUUAUCGUUCUGGUCCAAACACCCUAUUCAAACAGUUCAGAAGAGCAACGGGUUCCAGCCCUGAUAGCAAUUGCAAAUUCUAUCAUGAACAUUUUUAGUAGUACUGUUGCAAAGGUCCUUAGUCGUUCCACUGGGAUGUUUAUUUACGAAGCUUAGUAUACAGUCGAACCCGCUGUGGAAUUACGACAGAAAGUAGCAAUUAGGAAGUCACUUUUCAUCAAGAAAAAAAUUGAUGCGUGACUCAUAUCCAACGGAUUCACAGAAGUAUACAGUUGUCAUUAAGAGGGCUUCGACUGUAUUUGUUUAUUUGCAAGUUAGUUGCUGACGUAAAAGUUGGCAAUAUAUUGGUUAGAUUCUAAGAGAAAAGAAUAUUGCAACGGUAAUAAAUAGUAGCUAUUAGAAAAGGAGAAGAAUAAAUUGGAACAUAGAAUAGAGCUGAACUUAUUAAUUGAAGGUACACGCAUUCAGAAUGGUGUUUAAUUGGUACGAGAAAACCAAUCAAAAGCGUUAAAUCAGUUACUGUUACAAGUUGAUUCAAUCAUUAAAUCAAUUUAAUAUUAGGUUCUUGAAGAAAUAAAAAAAAAACAAUAUUUACGUACAGAAACUAUAAAUCAGACUACUCGAACAAAUAGUCUAUAGUAGCUUUUGCCAAAAGGAUCUAAUUUACACACCGAAACGCAACUGACAAAAGCAAAUAGGAUACUGAAUGGAAUGGGGAAUAGUGCGUGUUUGAAUUUUGUGCUAACUAACUGGUACUAGCUUGUUUAUAUUUAAGAGAAAGUAUUUUAGUGUCUUCGAAAGCCAACAUAACAUCAUUGCCCAUGUAUAUCAAAUUGUCAUAGCCCGGCAACCUUCAUAUUGUCGCUUUAUGUAUGUAGUUAAAGUCCAAUGUUUCAAAACCUUAUUAUUAAAAUCAUAUAAAUUAUAAGCGGUUGUGCAACGUAGAUUGCAUCAUAUUCCUAAUUUAAUCCAAUAUCCUACCAAGAAACUUUAAAGUUGAAGAUGCACCGACAAGACAUCUGCGUUAUUAAUGUAGUCGCUAUCGCAAAUGGUAACUGCGAACUAAAAAACAUACUGUAAACAAAGCUGAAAAUUAAAAAGAUACUUUUUUCAUCCAAUUUUUUAUUUUAAAAAAAUCCAAAGUCAGUUUUUGGUGUGAUCUUAUUGGCUCCACGGACACUUAGUGUUCGGGGAAAGUUAAAACAUAUCUUUGCGAACAGUUUUGCCAAAAUUUGAAAUACGCACUAGUCCUCCAGAUUCUUUCAAAUUGAUUCUCAAAUCUAGAUGUGAAACUGUUGAAAUUAAUGUUAACAAAUUAUUUUGCGAUUACCACAGAGUAAUGUUGCAGAAAAAAUCAAGAGAUGUUGAAAACAAAUAAAAUAGAAAUGAAAACUGCGAUGUCUAGUGAUGCCAGGAAGAGCGUAUUAUUCAUGAAAAGUAGCUGAACAGAAACAUUGAGUAGCAAUGUGCAUUAUUGGUUAUAUUAGAAUAUUUCAAUACGGCAUUUCGAAACAAUACAAAAGGUAAGAUUCAUACAAAUUAGGUUGCAAACAAUAAUAGCUGUACACCCGAGAUUUGGUUUAGAAUUAGUAGGAAGUUAAACAUGCCAGUAAUUCCUAAUCAUAGAUAUACACCGUUUGUUUAGCGUUACACAUAGUUUUAAAUGUCUUAUUAGAUAGACGGCAUUGUACGGACACUUGCUAAGACGAGGGGCACAAAUUUCUGCAUAUGAUUAAAACGAUAAAUACCAAUUUAGGUUGUAAGUAUAAACAGGUGAUUAAUUCGGCUAUUUGCAUCUAGAAUAAUAAUAAUUAGCAAAUAUUAAGUUGUUGCUUUAUUUGUAUAAGUAAGGUGCAUUCGGCAUUUGGAUCAUAACGGUCCAUAUUUUCCAUCAAUGUACAACAAUUAUGUUGAUACGCAGUGGGAAAAUAGAUAUUGAUAAAUAGUCGAAGUUCUCUAUAUUUGUUCGUGAAAUCUGUUUCGCAGUCAAAACAGCUUUGAUUCUGAAAUUAAUUUACGUCUAUCUACAAAGCAUGUCAGGAUGACACAUUUUGUUACAAUAACGCCUUUUUUCUAACAUUUCUAUAAAGUUUGCCAAUAUCUUCGAAGACACCGUCUUUUUAAGAUUGAAGCUUUUGGAUGCUAUCUACUAAAUACAUAUCAUAUUGAUUUUACAUUAUAAUGUUAACUGUUUUGAUCUACUUUUCUUAUACGGCGAGUUUAUAACCACAAAUGAUUAAGAAUUAUAAUGGCAAUAGCUUAAGCAGCUCCCAAAAACAAAGGCAGCCAAUUCCAAAACAUUUUGAAUACAUGUGUGUGCUGGCCGCAUACGGUUUCACUGCUCCGCUGGAAGACAGAAGCAACUCAAAGGCAUUCCUACAUAUAUUUUAAUAUGGCUUUAAGCUUUACAUCUAAAUCGUAUCAUCAUUUGCAAGCUACGGUUAAACAACGCUAUUUCAACUGCAUUUUGCACCAAUUUGCUCAAUGCAUGCAAAAGACAAUAUAAAAUUUAGUACCUUGCAAAUGCUGUACUCUCACUUCUAAACCUUAAAAUACAGGAAUACUAUAUCUAACAAAACAUUCGCAUAACUUGAUUACUCUUAGGCUGAUUUAAAAUCAUGAAUCGUACAAAAGUGCUUUCUAACGUUUUUUACUUGCUCACGAAAUUGCCAUAAACUUCCAAACUCAUACGAAAUGUUUUAGUUUUGGGAGAAUACGAUCUGCUAUUAGGAACUUUACCUAUUGCAUGCAUUGUCAAAUGUAUCAUUAAUUUUGAUUGCUUUGGAGAAUCUAUUCUCGCACGCUAUAACUUAAAAAAAUCACGUCCUCAUAAAAAACAAUGCUUAUGUGUCUAGAAUAACCAAACAAUAAAAAAUCCACAAAAUAUCCUUAACCAUUAAACUUAUCAAUUAAUCCCACAACACAAAAUAAACACAGAAAGCUUUAUCUCUAAAUACUAGAAACGGAACUAAACUAAUUGAGAAUAUCCAACAACCUCACCACAAAACAAUAAGUGUGUCAUGUAUUUCAAACCGAUUUGUAAGGAUGAAAAGGUCAGCUAAAGCUGUUCUCCAACACGUCAAAACACGCUACGAAAUACUUUGCAUAAAUUUGUGACAAAAUCUGUCUAUCGAAACCACAGCAACUACGUAUAUGUCACUUCCUUCUCUGUGAAUCUGCAGAAAAAAAAACAUUUCCACCUAUUUUUCGCUGUUAAUAAAAGUACCCAUCCACCCACUAGAAGCCAUCAUCUAAAGUCAACUUUUGGGCUGCAACUGAAACGAUAGCCGCAGGCAUGGAAUGUCUAGAAAAAAAAAUAACUGGAGGACAAACAUCACUACGGCAUCAGAAAAGGCAAACCGAUUGAUACAAGCUAAAGCAGAAUGGCCAAAAAUUAGCAGAAGGAAAGAAAACAGCAGAAUCAACACAGAAAUGAACUUUAAUAAUCAAAUCGGCAGCAUACAUGGGGUAUUGGAUGAGCAAACUUCAAUAAUAAAGAGCAUAAAGAAAUUUGUGAAAAAGAAUAAACCAGAAACCAAUACGGUAAAGGCAUAAUGCAACAUUGUGUAGGUGUAUGCUAAACGUAUUUUUGAUUAUUAUUUAUAUGAAAGUGAAAAUAUAAGUUAUUUACAAAUUGUGAAA